Molecule: messenger RNA, 1763 nt
Organism: Canis lupus familiaris (dog)
Lineage: Eukaryota; Metazoa; Chordata; Mammalia; Carnivora; Canidae
Gene: NAT8
Product: N-acetyltransferase 8 (putative)
Exons: 2
Coding region: 702-1406 (234 amino acids)
Molecular function (GO): N-acetyltransferase activity
Source: RefSeq, a predicted model, not a curated record
AAGGGAAGGAAAGGAAGGAGGGAAGGAAGGAAAGGAAGGGCCUAGUGAGAUGAGGGCAGGGAACUGCAGAUGGUGUUUCCCUCUGGGCAGGGAGAGUAGGGAGGGAAAGAAGGAAAGAGAGUAGAGCCUGGGCAGGGAGAGUACUUGCGCGCUGAGCCAGGGGUCUGGGCUCUGGCCCAUGAUGACAGCACAGGGUGAGGCUUGCAAUCUCCAGGCUCCUAGAGGCUGUGUGAAGGAGACGCGGGUGCACACCAGAGCACAUCCAGGUGCCAACUGGGAGAUGCUCCAGGCGUGAACCACCACAGGAGGAAGAGCGUAGGCCAUCUGCAAGGGCAAGAUCUCCUGAGACCUUCCAGAUCCUGCUUCCUCCUCCAGGCGAAUUCCCGAGCAAUCAUAGAAGUGAGGAAAAUGGAAUUCCUGCUCCCUCAUGGCCCAGGCGCAGCCUUAGGAUCCUGGGGUUUAUGAUUAUGAAAUGUGCAGAAACCAGCCAAUGAGGUGGCCAUCGGGGAAGGCCUGGUUCCUGGUGGUGAAGCAAGCCCGGGCAGUCUCUCCUGGAUGCCAGUCAGAGGCUGAGGGCAGAGGCCAUCCUGACACUGCUCUGGACAUUCAAGGCUGUUGAGGUAGCAGGGCUGCGGGCGGUGCGCGAGGACACCAGCUCACUCACCCUCCUGCGCUUGGAGACUCCGGGCCCGCGGUCGCCCAUGGCUCCGUACCACAUCCGCAAGUACCAGGAGAGGGACCGCCCACGGGUCCUGGACUUGUUCUCCAAGGGAAUGGAGGAGCACGCCCCCACCACCUUCUGCCACGUCCUGAAGCUGCCCCGAACCCUGGCGCUCUUGCUUGGGGUGCCCCUCGCCCUCUUCCUGGCCUCUGGCUCCUGGCUCCUGGUCUUCGUCGCCAGCCUCGCCCUCCUCACUGCCCUGAGAUUCUUCUCCAAAUACCCCUGGGUCCAGUUUAAAGUCCUGUGUUUGCGCUCAGACCUGUCUGACAUCACCAAGUCCUACCUGGGUGAGCCCGGCUCCUGCUUCUGGGUGGCCGAGGCCGCCGGGCAGGUGGUGGGCAUGGUGGGCGUGCUGCCCGCUGCCGAUUGCCCCCUGCGGAGGGAGCAGCUGCAGCUCUUCCACCUGUGCGUGGCCUCUGAGUGCCGAGGUCAGGGGGUGGCCAAAGCCCUGCUCAGGACGGUCCUGCAGUUCGCCCGUGACCAGGGCUACAGCCAAGUGGUCCUCCACACCACCAUGCUGCAGCGCUCGGCCGUGGCCCUCUACCAGCGCAUGGGCUUCCAGAAGACGGGCCAGUUCUUCCCCUCCCUGAACUGGAGGCUAUUUGCUAUUCCUUCGUGUGUGUUUGUCUACCCCUUGCCCUCUGCUCAGGCCUCGCAGGCACAGGGGCAGGCGGGGGGGCCCUGAUCCGGUUCCUUGUGCCUUAGUGCGGGGAGGGCUGGCUCUGCCCUGGCAGCAAGCCAGGCCCCGAGAGUCACUGCGACAGCACGGUGAGAGCCUACUGCUCCUUCCGUGGGAACUGGGGGGCGGCAGGGUGGCUCUCCUCCUUUCUGUCUUUUGGGAUGGCCGUGGUUUCAUUUAUCCAGUGCCACGAGAGGGCUGCAUUAAAACACACACCGGGCAGCCCGGGUGGCUCAGCAGUUUAACGCCUGCCUUUGGCCCAGGGCGUGAUCCUGGAGUCAGGGAUCGAGUCCCGCAUCGGGCUCCCUGCAUGGAGCCUGCUUCUCCCUCUGCCUGUGUCUCUGCCUCCCUCUCUCUCUCUCU